AGGUCCCUGAUGCUACCAAAUUUGUAUGUAUUGUACUCCUGUUCUGAUCAUAGCACUUGUACCAACCGCUCCUAGAAACGAUAAGUACUGAAGUACUCUACCCCGAGGAAUUUUUGAAAAAUUGACCAUAGGACGUGAGCCAGAUCUUCCGUUUUAAUAUUCAUCUAGCUCCCUACAACUAGUAGGUACCCUGAGACUUUGGAACUACCUUUGGCUUUGCUUCGUCUGUUGAUGAGACACACUUAAUAAAUUUUGCAGUAAAAAAUUUUAUAUACUGCUUGAACAAAACAACUAGCGAAAACAUGGCGUCCGCUCCUUCCAAUGAGCUGGACCUUUUCUGCGGGGAUUUUUCGCUCUUCGGCGGCGCGGGGGAGGAAGAUGAGGACAAUUAUGACUACGCCAAUACAAAUGAAAAAGAUCUUCACACGACGACGUCCCACCGUGGCGUUGCACUUCUACCCUCUCAACACAAAGACGCUCACGGCAACGUCCUGGCUUACUACGGGCACAAGAAGCGAAAAAAGGGCUCCAAGAAGCGGUAUCAAAAUGAAAAAUCCCCCCUCCCCACAUCAAAACGAAACUUCUGAUGCUGGAUUUGCGUACACAAAUGACGUCUGUCUUGCAAUAUAGGACUGCAGCCAGAUCCUCAGCCUGUUUAGGAGUGUAAGCGUCUAGCUGUUUAGCAUGGGAGACGCCUGCCCUAUAGGCCCAAUAGCAUGAGAAACCGCAUCCACAACGCAGCGCACACAACGGCGCUUGCCUUCUUGCAAGACAGAGCUGAUUUGUGACCACAAAUCUACGUCACAAAUUUUCAGGGUGGUGCCUUUUUAAUAUCGGGAGGGGGGAUUUUUCCUCACAAUAAGCGGGUCAGGAUAUCAAUACCCCACGCAGGAGAUGCUGUUUUUGCCGACAAUUUUUCCGCUACUGAAAUAAGUGCCGCGCUGUCAAUAAAUGGGACAGGAAAUAAUGAUGGUACUACGUCGUCGCAAGAACACCAGCUUCAAAAUAACGUGGUCACGGAGAUACUACCCGCGACGUGUUCUUUCGAAGCCGCCGGGUACCACUACCCGCCCGAGUCCGAGGAGGGAAACUGCGAAUACAAGCGGAUGCUGUACCAAUGCACCCCCCAGCGGCUGCAGCAGUUGACCACGCAAAUGCAGUACCGGUUGCGAGAAGGGAACGGGCGCUGCGUUUACAGAAUAGGAGUGGACGACGACGGGUUUGUGCGCUAUCAAAUGCAAAAAUGUCUGGGUCUGGAAGAAUGCAACUUGUGAUGCUGCAUCUGGAUUCGAAAAAAAUUUGUAUUGCAUGAGUAGCAAAGGGAAUGCAAUUUUUGCUACGCGGAUAGGGCAUUUGUCAUGCGAAAUAGGCAUCAAGAACCCCUCGAAAAGUCUACGAUGCUACGGCAUGCAUCACAGACAUCAUGGCUCAUGCAAAACGUGCAUGACAAGUCUCAGAAUCUCCCAGACCCAGACAUUUUUGCAUUUGAUAUGCGAGGGAUUUUGACGAUAGAGCUCGAGGAAUCGCUGAAGAAUCUAUGUAUAAUAUGUUUCGUUCUGGUUCUACUUUUAUUGCAGCUCCUAAUUGAUUUGUCCUGCAAAACUUACUAGUAUCAGUAUGAGAAGAGUGCUCCGUCAUGCAUCUUCCUGACAUCGUUCUUUAUAUCAUCUUAUCUGAACAACAAGAAAACCAAAUCUAUCCCCAGAUUGCUGCGCGCACACCAUUGAUGGGCGCAUGAGAAUUCAGGUGAUGCGAAUACCUAUCAAAUGUAAAAAUGUCUGGGUCUGGAAGAGUGCGCGACUUGUCAUGCAGCUUUUUCAUGACCCAUGAGGUCUGGAAUACAGGGCCUAGCAUGACAGAUUCUGUGCGAUCUUUCUCAUGCCUAUCCUGCAUGAGAAACUGCCUCCCGACUUGGUCAAAACUGGACGACUUUUGGUAAUCAUGCAACACAGAUUUUUGCAUGCUUCAGAUUUAGCAUGACAAGUUGCAUUCUUCCAGACCCAGACAUAUUUGCAUUUGAUAAUACCCAUCGGGAAAACGGAGGCCGAAGAGAGUUCCAGUAUUGAGACGAAAAAUCCCCCCUCCCCAUAUUGAAAGCGCAGCCGUCCGAAAAUUUGUGAUGCAGAUUUGUGGCCACAAAUCCUGUCUGUCUUGCAAGAAGGCAAAGCCAGAGAGUCCGCCGCAUCAUUUAGGCGGUUUGUGGUGCUGCUGGGGUUACAGCAUAGACAUUUGCCAUGCGAGUCGCCUACGCCAAAGCCUCUCGCCUCAGGCUUGGCAUAUGCCUGCAGUCCACUCCAGCAAGACAGACCUGAUUUGUUUACGCAAAUCCAGCAUCAGAGACUUCGUCUCGAUGUGGGGAGGGGGGAUGUUUUCCUUUGAUAUCCGGGCCGGAGCCACGGUGGGCGGCGGAAGUGCAAUUGGAGUACAGUGAUCCGCUCGAUGGCGCAGAUUUUCCGGAGGAAGGAAAGUUAAUACUCGGGACAAUACCAGAAAUAAAUUCCGCGAAUGCUGGUAAUCAGCAACAGAAUCAAUCGAACUCCAAGCUGCAGUCCACUCUACCUUCUGGAAACAGUAACUCGAAACAUCAAACCUCCGAGGACUACUACCACCGAAAAUCUUCUUCGACCACCUUGCAGGCAAAGCGCGAUCUCCAGCAAAAACUAGUGAAGUCCCGAGUGGUUUUCUGCGGCCCGAACAACGUCGGGAAGUCGUCCCUGAUCGGGUGUUUAACUAAGGACAUCCCCACCACCAACAGCUGCGACAACGGGUCGGGUCUAGCGAGGUCUAUCAAAUGCAAACAUGUGGUCUCGGUCUGUGGAAACUAAAACUUGUGAUGCUGAAUGAUCAUAAAUACAACAGCCUUCCUAGUGCCGCCAAGCAUGACAAAUAUUUUGAGCUGCUUUUCAUGCGGCGUAGCGCGCAUAACAUUAACAUCACGCAAUAAAAGGUCGCGCUUUUGUUGGUCAUGGUGCAACACAGAUUUUACAGGAAUGCCAGAAAAGCAAUACAAGUUCCACUUUAUUUCCAGACCAUUAUUAUUUGCAAUCCAUAAGGUCCUUAGUUCUUCAAUUCCCGCACGAGGUUCUGUCGGGCGGGGUAACCAGCUCGAUUUCGAUAUCCCAAGCGAAAACGUCCCCACCAUAGUCAAGUUGGGAAUCUAGCAACACAAAUCUUCAAGUUUUGGGAGCUGUGCAUGACAAGUUUCCCUCUGCAGCGUAGUGCUGGUUGGCAAGGAAAGCCGCAUGAGAAAGCUACUCUCUUCUCCUGUUUACGGCAUUGCAAAUUCCAAAACACGAUUAGAAAUGCCUCUCAUGGGGCUGCGUAUUACAAACGUUUUCUGUAAUUGUACAUCUGCAUGACAACUCUGGGGUGUGGGCCCCGUUUUUACUCAGGAUAAUCGAAACAUUUGUUUUCCUCGAUGAAUCAGCAGAACAACAUGUCAACCAGUGCGGAGCAGCUGCGGCAGAACAGCAGUACCCAGCAGACGACCUGUAUCCAGGAAAAAACUGUGUCAGUGUAGGUGUCUUGGGAUGACAGCAUGACAAAUCUGCUGCGCAUGGCAGAGAAAGCCUGUCAUGCACAGCUAGUAUUAGUGAAAACACGUAUGAGAGAGGACUUCAUGGCUGGCUAGCAUGACAAGUGAUAGUUGUGUUACGUACUUAUGCAUCACAGACUUACACUUGCAUAGUUUUUUUCUUGCAUAGCCUGCGAAUUGUUGGACGUGCCGGGGGAUGUUCGGUAUAUGAAAACCACGCUGCGCGGGAUUCUCGGUUGCAACAAUUUCACACCGUUGCUGCUCGUCCACGACGGCCGCCAGCCGUUUUCGAACGAAUUUAAGAAGUAUGUGGAAUUGGCGAAGGCGUUGGAUAGGAGGCUGAUGGUGGUGCUGACGAAGUGCGACUUUUACUACGGUGGGGGAACUGGUGGUGCAUCUACUACUUCUGGAGAGCAGUAUAAUUCCACCUCGUCGAUGAGCUACGCCAGUAGUGGGACGAUGUUGACCAGCCCGGUAAAUAGCAGCAGAAAAAAUGGGACCACAACUACGUUUAUGGAUUGCAAAAAUGUCUGGGUCUGGAAGAAUGCAGGAGUUUGUCAUGCAGAUUUUGCAUGUCCCAUGAGGUCUGUGAUGCAUGCCCUAUUAUCAGAGAUUUUGCAAGGGGUCUCUGAUGCUCAUACCGCAUGAGAAAUGCCCUCUCCGCGUAGCACAAAUUACGCCUCUUUUGCUGUUCAUGCAAUACAGAUUUUAUGUAGAGUCCAAAGGUAGCAUCACAAGUUGCAUCCUUCCAGACCCAGACAUUUUUGCAUUUGAUAACGUUCAGCGGUCACAUUAACAACAGUUUCACCACCGCGAAUGACAGUGACGCGGUUACUGGGAUAGGAAUUAUGGAUUGCAAAAAUGUCUGGGUCUGGAAGAUUGUAAACUUGUCAUGCAGGUUUUCCAUGGCCCACGAGGUCUGGAAUGCGGAACCUAGCAUGACAGACUCUGUGAAGUCUCUGUCAUGCCUAUCCUGCAUGAGAAACUCUCUACCAACUUGGUCGAAAGUGGACAGCUUUCGGCACUCAUGCAACACAGAUUUUUGCAUGAUUCGGAUUUAGCAGGACAAGUUACAACCUUCCAGACCCAGAGAUUUUUGUAUUUGAUAGGAACCACAGCAUUACAAAUGAACAUUUCCUCGUCUCUACUAUCUCCAUCUGCAGCUCCUGCGCCGGAUGUUGCAGCUGCUGCUGCGAAUAAAUUUGGCUUCAACCCGCGAUGCCGCGGUGGCGUGGCAACCACGGGAGUGAUUGGUGCUGCAACUACGUCGUCGAGCUAUGGUAACCAUUUUCAACCUCGUCCAACUCCAACGGGGGAGCUGCACCUCCACCAGCAGCCGUCGACCAGUGUUCAUCAUCAUCAUCAUCAUCAUCCCAGUAGCAUGACCAGCAACACAUCAACAUCGGCAGUCGUUGAAAACCUGAACUCUUUCGACGACCUCGGAUCGCUAUAAACUGCAAAAGCAUCGUACUCGUAUAAAUGCAUUACAAAUUUCCUCAGCAUGAGAAAUAGAAUUUGUAAUGCGGAUUUACCUAUAAAAAAAGACUUGUAAUGCAUGAUCGCAAUACGAGUACGAUACUUUUGCACGGGAUAAUCGUUAUUCGGCGGGCAAUUUGGCGAGCACGACCACGUUGACACGUGGCUGGAAUUAUGAAGUGCAAAUAUGUCUGGGUCUGGAAACUUGUGAUGCUGCGUUGGGAAUAGUGAAUGCUCUGUAAUGCACAGCCAAGCAAGAGAAAAGUCAGCGCUUCUUUGUGUUGCGUUUUUCGCAUGACAAACUGCUUCCUUGCAUGACAGGCAAAACAGAGGGUCUCUUCUUGGACACGCAUGGCAAACUUUUUGGUCAUGCAAAACAUGCAUGACAGGUCUCAGAAUCUACUUCCAGACCAGGACAUUUUUGCAUUUGAUAGGAAUCUGACCCGCUGGAAACCUACACCACUUCUCCGGGCAAGAUAUCAGCAGCAGCGAUUUCGACAUCGUUUUUCAGCACGCCAGUGCACAACAAAUCUAGGACGGGGAGCAAGAAUUCUUCCAUAUGGAUUGCGAAUAUGUCUGGGUCUGGAAGAUUGGAACUUGUCAUGCCGUCUGUGGAUUCUAAAAAUAUCUGUGUUCUCGCAUGAGCAGCAAGAGGAGACCAGUUCUUGGUACGCGGAGAGGACAUUUCUCAUGCGUAAUUAGCACCAACAAGCUCGUCUCAAAAAAUCUGUGAUGCUAGCACCACCAUCACAGACCUCACGGGUUAUGCAAAAUGUGCAUGACAUGCCCCGGCGACUCUUUCAGACCCAGACAUAUUUGCAAUGCAUAAUUCAAUGGGGAAAACAACAACAACAAAAGGAAGAUGACUAUCAAGUGUAAAAAUGUCUGGGUCUGGAAGAAUUCAUGUUUGUCAUGCUUGUCUGGCAUGACUCUUAAAUCUGUCAUGCACGUUACCCAAGAGCUCCGUUUUUCUGUGAUGCAGAAGCGCAGUUUGUCAUGCAGAAUAGGCAACACCUAGGAGCUCAGAAACUUGUCAUGCUGAGCCAGCAUUUGUAGCCUCAUCAUGAGACGCCACCCAGCAUCACAAGUUUCCAGACCCAGACAUUUUUACAUUUGAUAAUGACUGCCGUGGAGCAAAAAAGGCUGAAGCAGGAGAAGAUGCGGCAGCAGCAGAAACAGAAGGAAGAGGAGUUGACCGAGCUGAUAAAACAGAUGAACAUCGACGUGCAAGAAAUCGACGAAAAAUCGCCGGAGUGGAAGGAAUUAUCCCGGAGAGGAAGGAAACGAGCGCGACGGGAAAGGCUGGAAAAGGUCGCGGAGUUGAGGAUAUCCUGUGCAAAAGUAUCGUAUUCGUAUAAAUGCAUUACAAGUUAACUCAGCAUGAGAAAUAAAAUUUGUCAUGCGGAUUUACCUUACGAGAAAAAUUUGUAAUGCAAGACUUGCAUUUGUACGAGUACGAUACUUUUGCACAGGAUGGAGGAAGGAACUAGCGGUGAGAAACCGGCACGGGUAUCGCAAGAAAAAACUGUGUAAGUGUAACUUUGUGUUGCAGAAAAUGCAAAACUGUUUACACUUGUCAUGCUGGACAUGCAUCAGAGGCUAUUUUCGUACGUGUUUUCAAGUACUAGCUACACAUGACAGGUUUUCUGUGUCAUGCAAAACAAAUCUGUGAUGCUGGUCCUGCAAAAAAGUUACACCUACACACUUUUUUCCUUGGAUAACGGGUCGUCCAGGACCAUCAAUCCCGACGGUACUAUGAAUUGCAAAAGUAUACGUGCUAGUAUAAAUCGCAAUACAAGUUUCCUCAGCAUGAUGAGAAAUGGAAUCUGUAAUGCUGAUUAACCUUAGGAAAAAGGUUUGUAAUGCACCAUUGCGAUUACUACGAAUACGAUACUUUUGCACAGGAUAGGCGCCAGCUGUCGAUCGAAGAGACGAAGCUUGAGUGACGAAGAAGAGGAGUUUUUGGACCAGCUGGAGGUGUUAGAGGAACGGAAAUUGAAGCGGGAUGAACUACAAAGAGCGAACGCAGACGUCGAGGCUCACAAUCUGGAGCAGGAUUUUUCGGAAACCACGUUUUUGGACGAAACGCAGAGCGAGAUCGAGGAUGGCGCGGGUGGUCGUCGGGAAAAAGAAGGUACUGCUGCUGCUGCUGAUGCGACGCCAUCUUCUCCUUUGUGCAACACAAAUCAGCAUGUUGAUCAAGGCCGAAGUGUAGCACCGGACCAUAUGCAGUGCAAAAGUAUCGUACUCGUAUAAAUGCAUUACAAAUUUCCUCAGCAUGAGAAAUAAAAUUUGUAAUGCAGAUUUGCCUUGGGAACAAGAUUUGUCAUGCAAUACUUGCAUUUAUACGAGUACGAUACUUUUGCACAGGAUAGACCAACAAGAAGAACCUUCGGGCUCCGAACUUACCACGCAGCAGUCUUCCUAUGGAUCGCAAAAAUGUCUGGGUCUGGAAGAUUGCAACUUGUCAUGCUAAAUCCGAAUCAUGCAGAAAUCAGUGUUGCAUGAGUGCCAAAAGCUGUCCACUUUGGACCAGGUUUGGAGGGCGUUUCUCAUGCAGGAUAGGCAUGGCAGAGACCUCACAGACACUGUCGUGCUAGGUCUUGCAUUCCAGACCUGAUGGGUCAUGGAAAACCUGCAUGACAAGCUUACACUCUUCCAGACCCAGACAUUUUUGCAUUUGAUACAUCCACAGACAACGCAACAAGUAGUCGCGAAGUGUCGAAGAUUGCCAGUUCCACUUCCACCCGAGGAAACAAGAUCAACCUGCUGAAACAGAAUUUGAGCAGUAGCAGUAACGCACCAGCACCAGCGCCACCCGUGGGUGCAGCGGUGCCGCUCCGUCCAGAUUCCCCCCUAGUCGGCUCCAACACGCCGCCCAAUUGGCGGGGGGAGCGGUUUAGGAUAGAAUCGCAGAGCAGCUUUUUGGAUGAAGAUUUGUUCUCCGUGAAUAGCAGCCCGGAGAAGGCCGCGAUCGUGGUCCCGAGGAAAACCAGACGGCAGCGAUACGCAUUGCAAAUGUGUCUCGGUCUGGAAGGUUGCAAAUUGUCAUGCUAAAUCUGAAUCUGCAAAAAAAUCUGUGUUGCGUGAUUACCAACAGCCGUCCUUUUUUACCAAGUGGAGAGGGAACUUCUCAUGCAGGAUAGGCAUGAUAGAGAUGUCACUGAAUUUGUCAUGCUAGGUGCUGCAUUCUAAACCUUAUGAGCCAUUUCCAGACCCAGGAGACAUUUUUGCAGUUGAUAAACGACCGCGACACGCGAAGGCUUUGACUUUCUCUGCCGGCGUCACGCCGCCGAAAUUCCUGCAGCCAUCGUUUUCUAGUUCCGGGGCCGCGAGCGAUGUCAUGCCAGCCGCAGGAGGAGCUCCGACGAGUUCUUGUGGUCCCUCCUCUUGUUCCUACUUCCAAGGAGGCGCAGUAGCUUCUAUUCCUCACCUCGACCAGCAGCAGCAACCUCACCAAAUUCGGAAGACGAUUUCCCUCACAGACGAGGUGUUGCAGCCGGUUGACUCAGACACUAGGAUAUUAGCGCCUAGAAACAACAUAUGGAGAGAAAAAAGUUCGUGGUCACAGUCACUAACUUGGAGGCUUUGCAUUACAAAUUUUUUUAGCAUCACAGCUUUUCCUUGUAUUGCAGAACCACUAAGGGAAAUCCCGCAUGCAUUUUGGCUGUGAUGCAUGUUCACGCAUGACAGGCGUUUUUUGUAUUGCAAAAAUGCCCAUGAGUGAUCGUGACGAACUUUUUUCUUUUGAUACAACAACCGUCGUUGGUCCGAAGAUAGUAUCAGCAGCCAGGCGUCUAUCCAAGAAAAAAACGUUGUUAGUGUAAAUUUGUGAUGCGCAGCAUGCAAAUUGAUUGCGCCUGUCAUGCUGAGCCUGCAUCGUGGGGUCCAUUCAAGGGCGUUUCGCGUACUAUCUGCGCAUGACAGAUUUUUGCUGUCAUGCCAGACAAAUUUGUAAUGCUGUUCCUCCAAAAAAGUUACACCUACAAUGUUUUCUUCUUGGAUAGCAUCGGAGGUGCUGGCGGAAAGGUAUAGUUGGCUGGAGCAGAAGCGGCAGCGAAAGGAGGAGUGGACGAAGAAGAUGAAGAUCGAGGUGGAAGAGGAAACUUCAAAAACGUCGAAACAGAUCGAAAUCUUACUACAGGACCAUGCGAAAAUUGCGGAGAGGAUAAAAACAGACGAGGGUUGUAACAAGAGCACAUCCGGAUUGAAGAUGUUGCACAGGAGCGACAUAAUGACUACUGCGGAAGAAGAUGAUCAGCAGGCGGGUAAUACUACCAGCCAAAUCGAGAAAACGAUCUCCACCGAGUCUGCUGCGCAGGGAAACACGACAGCAGGUGGCACCGGCGCAGUUCCCACUAGUUGUAGUACCGGCUCUAGCAACAUAAUUAUCUCCGCAAACAGUAAGAUCAUCUACCACAACUCCAUCAAGUCCCUGAAGGCGAUCGAGUCCUCCCACUCGUUCCAGGAAAAUUUCACGAAAACGGAGUAUUUCCAGCAGAAUUUCACCCUCGUGCAGAAGGAGAAGGACAUCAAUCUGUUCCUGAGAAAAAUGAUAUCAACUGCAACUAUGUCUGGGUCGGGAAGAAUGCAAGUUUGUCAUGCUUGUCUACUCACAUGACUCUUGAAUCUGUAAUGCAUGAGCAGGAAAGCAGCCUCUUACCUGUCACGCAAAACGCAGUUUGUCAUGCGGGAAGCGAAACACAUAGGAGCUCGGAAACUUGUCAUGCGUGGCUGCGUAACGAAGUGCGCCCACCAUGCACAAACUAGCAUCACAAGCUACUUCCAGACCCAGACAUAUUUGCCGGGCAUAAAUGAAAACGAUCAACAAACCGGGUAUAAUAUCCUGUGCAAAAGUAUCGUAUUCGUAUAAAUGCAAGUCCUGCAUUACAAAUUUUUUUCUUAAGGUAAAUCAGCAUUACAGAUUUUAUUUCUCAUGCUGGGGAAAUUUGUAAUGCAAUUUGUACUACUACGAUACUUUUGCAGUUCAUAUAUAACCUACAACGACGAGUUUCAGAUAUCAAAUGCAAAAAUGUCUGGGUCUGGAAGGUUGCAACUUGUCAUGCUGUUUAGGGACAACUCUAAAAAAGUUUGUAUUGCAUGACCAGCAAGACGAGGGGUCCAGCUUUUUGCUACACGGACAGGGCAUUUCUCAUUCGGAAGGUGCAUGAGGAAGCCCUCUAAGAGUCUGUGAUGCUAGGUCAUGCAUACCAGACCUCAUGGGUCAUGGAAGACCUGCAUGACACAUUUGGAACUCUUCCAGACCCAGACACUUUUGCGGUUGAUAUCAGAACCCGCAAACGAAGUACCACAGCAACCGGAAAAUCCCUGUUCUCGCCGUCAGCUGCGUAUGAACUGCAAAAGUAUCGUACUCGUAUAAAUACAUUACAAAUAAUUUUCUCAGCAUGAGACAGAAAAUUUGUAAUGCGGAUUUCAGUUAGGAUAAAGACUUGUAAUGCAAGACUUGCAUUUAUACGAAUACGAUACUUUUGCAAUGCAUAUUGCGUGACCCGGUACAACUUCGGGCUACUCGAGUUCUUAUUAACCCACCCGAACUUUUUCUCCAUCCAGCCGUCGUUUCUCGGUUUCUACGGCGUGAUAUCAAAUGCAAAAAUGUCUGGGUCUGGAAGAUUUUGAGAUUUGUCAUGCUUGUCUGGCGUGACCAAAAAGUCUGUGAUGCGUGUCCAAGAAGAGACCCUUUUGCCUGUCAUGCAAAAACGCAGUUUGUCAUGCGAGAAACGCAACACAAAGAAGCGCAGAUAUUUCUCAUGCUUGCCUGUGCAUUACAGAGCAUUCACUAUUCCCAAUGCAGCAUUAGAAGUUUCCAGACCCAGACAUUUUUGCAGUUGAUACGUGAAGCUGGUAAUCGACUUUGUUUGCAAGACCACGGAUGAGCAUUCGGGGUAUUUAGUCGUUGGCGGCAACACGGUGGGCACGUUGAAGAAGGGAGAUGUUUUCAAACUCGGCCCGAUAGAGCGACCGGGGAUGAACAGCAGUGGUCCUACUUCGUCCACCUUUGGUGCGGCGGCUAAUCGGAGGAAAAGGGUAAGGGCGAGCAGCAACACAAGUGCGUACUCGACAGAAAAUAACGCGGAUAAUUCGGAUAUUAGUGGUCCGAGGAAGGUCGUGUCCAAAACGACCGUAUCAAAUGCAAAAAUGUCUGGGUCUGGAAGAGUGUAAGCUUGUCAUGCAGGUUUUCCAUGACCCAUCAGGUCUGGAAUGCGGGACCUAGCAUGACAGUGUCUGUGAGGUCUCUGCCAUGCCUAUCCUGCAUGAGAAACUCCCUCCAAACUUGGUCGAAAAUGGACAGCUUUUGGCACUCAUGCAACACAGAUUUCUGCAUGAUUCGGAUUUAGCAUGACAAGUUGCAAUCUUGCAGACCCUGACAUUUUUGCAAUCCAUAGACCGCAUCGAACACGACCAGCAGUUCAAAAACAACUACAACUGCUAUGACCUGUUCAAACGUUACAAUCUCAAACGUUACAAUAGAAUCUGGGAUUUGUCUUGCAUGAUGAGCAUGACAGACACGCAGAGCGUUCCACUUUCUGCAAUACAAAUUGCGCCAGAUUGUUGUAGUGCGGCUUGGGACUCAGGAGCUUGUCAUGCGCAAUCCUAUGAUGGUUGGCUAGAUAAUGCACCUAUUGCAUCACAGAUUUCCAUAUUCUAUUGUAACGUCUAAUAUUGUAACACCUGAGCGGGUUAUAACUGCGGGAGGACGAGGAUCUCUGUCGCAGAUAUCAAGUGUUAAAAUGUCUGGGUCUGGAAGAAUGCAACUUGUCAUGCUAAAUCUGCAGCAUGCAAAAAUCUGUGUUGCAUGAUUACCAAAAGUCGUCCAGUUUUGACCAAGUCGGGAGGGAGUUUCUCAUGCAGGAUAGGCAUGAGAGAGAUCCCACAGAGUCUGUCAUGCUAGGUCCUGCAUUCCAGACCUCAUGGGUCAUGGAAAAGCAGCAUGACAAAUCGCGCACUCUUCCAGACAUCCAGGGAUUUUUACAUUUGAUAGCAGAAACAGCGGGGUGAAAUAAAAGGGAAAAAUCGAAGAAACCCGGAGGACGAAGAGCUCCGCGUGCAGGUGGUGUCCAUCCGGACCCUGCAACGGCAACCGGUGAACGUGCUGACGACUGGGCAAAGCUGCACCGUGCAACUGAAACUGUGCCCACCUCCACCGAAAACGACAACAGCGACACAUCAAGGGAGCGGCAACUGCGCAGGAGAGGACAGCAACAACUCGGCUGGAUAUGAAUCGCAAAUAUUAUGUCUGGGUCUGGAACACUGGAGCUUGUCAUGCUAAGUCUGAAUCAUGCAAAAAUCUGUGUUGCGUGACUACUACAACCAAAAGUUGCCCACUUUUGACCAAGUUGAGCAGGACAGGCAUGAUAGAGAUCUUAUAGCAUCUGUCAUGCUAGGUCCUGCAUUCCAGACCUCACGGGUCAUAGAAAAUCUGCAUGACAGGUCUUGCACUUCUCUUCCAGACCCAGACAUAUUCGCAGUUGAUACUGGCGGAGGGAAUACCACUUCCAGUACCACGGCGGCCACCGGCACCGCGUCGGACGAAACUUCUGUUGCGGGAACCGCCGUCGCAGCAGGUAGUUGUACAGCGACAUCCACAACCUCUUCGCGACAGCUGCUGACAUCAUCGAAUCGCACCAGAUCAUCGCGGCAAUUGAAAAGACAAAACAGUUCGCUGACGAACUACCACCGGUUGAUCCGGUCCGGCGUCUGGCUCUACAGCUGCAACCAGGACAAUUUGGACCGGACGCAAACGCAACUCUCCUGCUACUUCCGCCGGUAUUGCCACGUGAAACUGCGACUGUUAGACGACCCGCAUCAGCUGGCCUGUAGUCCGCGGCAGCAGCAUAUGGAUUGUAAAAAUGUCUGGGUCUGGAAGAUUGCAACUUGUCAUGCUAAAUCUGAAUCAUGCAGAAAUCUGGGUUGCAUGAGUGCCAAAAGGUCUCCACUUUCGACCAAGUUUGGAGGGCGUUUCUCAUGCAGGAUAGGCAUGGCAGAGACCUCACAGACACUGUCAUGCUAGGCCCCGCAUUCCAGACCUCGCGAGUCAUGGGAAACCUGCAUGACAAGUUUACACUCUUCCAGACCCAGACACUUUUGCAUUUGAUACAGCAGCAGCAGCAGCAGAUAAUUGCGGGAACAGCCAGUGGUCCCGCGUCGGCGGGUAGCAAAUGUAAAAAUGUCUGGGUCUGGAAGGAUGCAACUUGUGAUGCUGAAUUUGGAUUCUACAAAAAUCUGUAUUGCGUGAACAGCAAAAGAGGUCCAGUUUUUGCCACGGCGAGAGGGCAUUUCUCAUGCGGUAUAGGCAUCAGGAAGCCCUCACAAAAUCUGUGAUGCUAGAGCAUGCGUCACAGACUUCAGGAGUCAUGCAAAGCGUGCAUGACAAACCUUGCAUCCUUCCAGACCCAGACAUUUUUGCAUUUGAUAGCGGGCAACACCGUGCUCCAGAAAGACGAUCACUUUGUAUCGGAAGAAAAAACUGUUUCACUGUGAACUUGUAAUGCAUGAAGUGUAUCGCAGACGUGUUUGUCUUGCUGCACAUGAAAGACAAAGCAUUUUUAGGCGCGUUUUUCCUUGGGUGGCUUGCAUGGCAAGCUCUUUUGUGAUGUGGAGCAAACUUGUGAUGCAGAACUUGCAAAAUCAUCACAGUGAAACAGUUUUUGCGUGGGAUACUUUCUGCUGUAUCUCCAUUCCAGCCGGCAAAACGUCCGGAUUGCCUGGGCCACGAAGAUUUGCGAAAACGAGUACUGCUGCGGCGUGGUGUUUUUGCGGCGGAAGGACAUUUGCAUUCCGGGUCUUCAUAUCAAAUGUAAAAAUGUCUGGGUCUGGAAGAAUGCAUGUUUGUCAUGCUUGUCUGGCAUGACAACUCUUUACAUCUGUCAUGCACGUUGCCCAAGAGCCGCAUUUUUCUGUCAUGCGGAGACGCAAUUUGUCAUGCAGAAUAGGCAACACCUACAAGCUCAGAAGUUUGUCAUGCUGAGCCAGCACUUGUGGCCUCCUCAUGCUACGCCACUAAGCAUCACAAGUUUCCAGACCCAGACAUUUUUGCAUUUGAUACUUCAAGUGGUUGCGGUCCGGGACGGCGUCAAGUGGAUCGCGGCGGGCGAGAUUAUUUCGCUGAAACAGAUGAAACACAUAUUGCAAGGAAAAAUCCCCCCUCCCCAUAUUGAAAAGGCAUCCUUCGGAAAAUUUGUGAUGCAGAUUCGUGGCCACAAAUCAUUUUUGUCUUGCAAGAAGGUAAGCGCUGGGGGAUGAGCCGCAUUAUGGGCGCGAUUUGUCAUGCUGGUUGGCCUACAGGGCAGGCGUUUUCUCAUGCUCUACAGCUAGACCCGUGCGCUCCUAAACAGCCUAACUAUCUGGCCACAAUUCCUUACAGCAAGACAGACCUCGUUUGUGUAUGCAGAUCCAGCAGCAGAAGUUCCGUUUUGAUAUGGGGAGAGGGGAUUUUUCCUUUUGAUAACACAUGACGAAUGCUGCGAAGUAG
Molecule: messenger RNA, 14501 nt
Organism: Amoebophrya sp. A120
Lineage: Eukaryota; Dinophyceae; Syndiniales; Amoebophryaceae
Source: the annotation of a GenBank genome assembly